UCUUUAUGGGUGAUGUUUGCAAUUAAGUGUUACAACUUACAACAUAUUCAAGGAAUAUGAUUUAAAAUCAUCAGUCGUUAAUAUUUAUAUUUUACUUAAGUAAGUUCCAUUAGUAUUUAAAAUGGCUUCGCCAGCUCCGAAAUCACCUGAACAAUCGGAGAAAAGUAAAAAAUAUGAUAGGCAAUUGAGGUUAUGGAAUGACCAUGGUCAGAAACUGCUUGGAGAUGCUCAUAUUUGCCUUAUAAAUGCAAAUGCUCUCGGGACUGAGAUUUUAAAAUCACUAGUACUGCCAGGAAUUGGUUCCUUCACCAUUAUUGAUGGGAAAAAAGUGUCAGAUGAAGAUAUAGGGUCAAAUUUUUUCCUAGAUGCUGAUAGCGCAGGAAAGUCCAGAGCACAAGUUGCACGUGAUCAACUUGCUGAGCUCAAUCCAGAUGUACGAGGAGAACACAUUGAUGAAGGAAUUGAACAAAUUUUGAAUAAUGACCCUGACUUCUUGAAUAAAUUCACCAUAGUGAUUGGAUGUGCAAUGACAGAAAAAUCACUGAUCUUAUUGUCUAAAAAAUUAUGGGAUCUUGAUAUUCCUUUAAUAGUAUGUAGAACAAUAGGAUUUGUAGGAUAUAUUAGAGUACAAGUAAAAGAACAUACUAUUGUAGAAAGACAUCCAGAUAAUGAAAUUCCCGACUUAAGACUUGAUAAACCAUUUGAAGGAUUGAAAAAUCAUUGUGAUUCUAUAAACUUGGAUUCUCUUGAUUUGAAAGAUCAUUCCCACACACCAUAUGUGAUCAUUCUAUAUAAGUAUUUACAAAAAUGGUUGGAAAUCCAUGAAGACAUACCAAAGAAUUGGACUGAAAAAGAUGAAUUUAGAAACAUGAUAAGAAAUGGUAUCAGAAAGGGAGAAAAUGAUGUUCCUGUAGAUGAAGAAAAUUUUGAUGAAGCCAUCAAAGCAGUUAAUACUUGUAUCUACAAAACAACUGUACCAAGUUCCAUAAAAAAAAUUCUCAACGACAAUAGUUGUAUUAAUUUGAAUGCAAAAAGCAGUUCAUUUUGGAUUAUUGCAAAAGCUAUUAGAGACUUCAUGGAAAAUGAAGGAGAUGGUUUAUUGCCUUUGAAAGGGGCGUUACCAGAUAUGAUAGCCGAUACAGAAAAAUUUGUUUCACUCCUGCAAGUGUACCGUAAACAAGCAAUAGCUGAUGUUGAAGCAGUAUGGCGAAGAACACUUCAAUUAUUGAGGCAACUUGGAAAGCCAUCAGAAGCUAUACCUGAGCAUGAUGUUAAGCUUUAUUGUAGACAUGCAUCUGAAUUAACUGUACAGCGAGGAACAUCAAUUGCAGAUGAAUAUGAUCCCAAAAUGAUUAAUGCUAAUGAAAUAGCUCAAAGUUUAGAAAACCCUGAAAGUUUGAUGGUCCACUACGUAGUACUAAGGGGAAUAGAAAAGUUCCAAGGUGAAUAUAAUGCCUAUCCUGGAGAGUUCGAUGAUCAUGUAGAACCUGAUAUUGUAAAACUAAAAGCAUGUAUAUCAAAAUUACUCGGUGAAUGGGGAUGUGGACCACUAUCAAAAGAUGAUUAUGUUCAUGAGUACUGUAGAUAUGGUGGAGCCGAAUUACAUUCUGUUUCUGCCACAAUUGGAGGCCUUGUUGCUCAAGAAGCAGUCAAAUUUAUUACCCAUCAAUACAUACCAAUUAAUAAUACUUUCAUCUACGAUGCCAUGUCGUGCAAUGGAUCUACUUUUACUUUCUAAAAUGGAAUUAAAGAUGUUACUAUUUUAUUAUAGUAUUUAAUAAAAAAUACA
Phymastichus coffea is the source of this 1789-nucleotide messenger RNA. RefSeq names its product NEDD8-activating enzyme E1 regulatory subunit (gene APP-BP1). Gene Ontology annotation, biological process: ubiquitin-dependent protein catabolic process; protein ubiquitination; DNA damage response. The record is from RefSeq and is a predicted model, not a curated record. Gene Ontology annotation, cellular component: cytoplasm; nucleus. Gene Ontology annotation, molecular function: ubiquitin activating enzyme activity; NEDD8 activating enzyme activity. The transcript is spliced from 8 exons. The coding region runs from base 122 to 1738 and encodes 538 amino acids. Lineage: Eukaryota; Metazoa; Arthropoda; Insecta; Hymenoptera; Eulophidae.